AGCUAAGCUGUAAAAACAACUAGUAGUAACAGAAGGAGUCAAACUAAGAAAAGUCCCUCCUCCUUUGGCUUUGGUUUGGUUCUCUCACUUCCCAUUCCUAAUUCAGAUUUAUUGUUCUUCAAGUCUUGUUGGAUUAGACUUAAAUUAAUCCUGCCCUAUUAAUUAAUUACCAGAGCAUAUAAACAUUUCGUAACGUUUAGUAAAUGCUAAAGCGUGGUGGCAUCUUCCUGUAUCAGAGUAUUAAUUACGAGAGAUGUUAGCAUUUCAAAGCAUAGCUACCCUGGCAAUGGCAAAGCCGGCCUCCCUUAUCAGAGCAGAGCAACCCUUGGCCACCGAUCUCACCGCAGCUGAUCGCAGUACUAUUUCUCUCUCUGGCAGCGCCUCCUCUCGCCUCCUUGACGUGGUCUUCGUCGUCAAUCCUCGAGGCUCUAAUGGACGAACGGGUGAGCAAUGGAAAAAGUUGCUACCUUACAUCAGGUCUCGCCUCGGUUCCGAUUGCAAUCAGAUAUGUGAGUCUUUGACUUCGGGACCUUGUCAUGCUAUUGACAUAACAAGGGAGGCUAUUCGUGAGGGUGCCCAGGCUGUGGUUGCUGUUGGUGGUGAUGGAACUCUGCAUGAGGUUGUGAAUGGUUUCUUCUGGGGUGGAGAGCCUGUAGCUAGCCAUGAUCCAAAGUCAAGUCAUAAAACUGCUCUAGGUCUUAUUCCUUUAGGGACUGGAUCUGAUUUUGCCAGAACAUAUGGCUGGAAAAAUGAUCCUCAUGAUGCCAUUGAACGAAUUGCCAAAGGGCUCAGAUCUCGGAUUGAUGUCGGAGUUAUUAGUGGAGAAAGUGGGGAUCCUCAUUACUUUAUAAAUGAGGCUGAUAUUCAUUUAAGUGCAAAGGCAGGUUAUUAUGCAUCAAGAUACAAGAAGUUUGGAAACUUGUGUUAUGUUAUUGGUGCUUUGCAAGCUUUCUUUAGGCACCAGAAUAGGGAUUUAAGGAUCAAGGUUGAUGGAGGCGAAUGGGAAGUAUGUUCCCAGGUAACAGCCCUUUGUGUUGGAAAUGCAAAAUACUUUGGUGGUGGAAUGAAGAUUGCUCCAAAUGCAGACCCAUCCUCUGGGAAUUUUGAGGUGGUCAUCCUUCAGGACUUCAGAUGGCAUGACUUCAUUCUCAAUCUGCAUAAGCUGUAUAACGGGACACACUUAUCAGUGAAAAAUGUAUUUUCACGAAGUGUACAAUCAAUUGAAGUUGAGGAGAUCAUUCCAAGUGACAGCAUUUAUGUUCAGUCUGAUGGGGAAUAUUUGGGGUUCCUUCCCAGGAAGUUUUGCAUAUUACCUGGUGCCAUUGAAAUGAUAUGCUAGUAUGAAACUGAAGAGGAAUUGUCAUGCAGAGGCUUUUAAUGUAAAUAUAGAAUGAUGCAUUGACUCACUUUUGUGCAGGGAGUUUAACACUGACUAAGCGUACACACUACGGGCUUCUGCCUUGGGAGAGUAGAUUGAAAUUACGCUGUUUACUUCUAGGAUUCAAGAAACAAGUAAUCUUUAUGCUGAUGUAAAUGGAGUGGUCGAAUUGAAUUGAAAUGAAAUGGACGGAACUUGUGAAAGGAAA
Molecule: messenger RNA, 1586 nt
Organism: Coffea eugenioides
Lineage: Eukaryota; Viridiplantae; Streptophyta; Magnoliopsida; Gentianales; Rubiaceae
Product: sphingoid long-chain bases kinase 2, mitochondrial
Exons: 12
Coding region: 254-1339 (361 amino acids)
Biological process (GO): phosphorylation; phospholipid biosynthetic process; protein insertion into mitochondrial inner membrane
Cellular component (GO): TIM22 mitochondrial import inner membrane insertion complex
Molecular function (GO): kinase activity; ATP binding
Source: RefSeq, a predicted model, not a curated record